Molecule: messenger RNA, 900 nt
Organism: Lachancea fermentati
Lineage: Eukaryota; Fungi; Ascomycota; Saccharomycetes; Saccharomycetales; Saccharomycetaceae
Source: the annotation of a GenBank genome assembly
AUGCCAAUUGCAAUGAGUAAAGCUAACAUUGCAAGGUCCAUGAGAUCAGGAAGCCUCCUACUUGGAAGAUCUCUAACUACAGUAAGACAUCUAUCGAACACGAGUAGAUUGCUAAAUGAUGAAACUACGCACUUUGGCUCUAAAACAGUUCCUAAGAACGAAAAGGAAAAGUUGGUUGGCCAUGUUUUUUCAAACGUUGCAUCCAAAUAUGAUAUAAUGAACGACGUAAUGUCUUUGGGUAUUCAUAGGUUGUGGAAAGACCACUUCAUCAACAAGUUGGAUGCUGGUAAAAGACCAAAUUCGAAAGAGCCAUUGCACUUCAUUGAUGUCGCAGGGGGGUCAGGAGACAUUGCAUUUGGGCUGCUGGACCACGCGGAGCAGAAAUUUCAUGAUAAAGAGUCUACCAUGCAUAUCGUGGACAUUAACGCCAAUAUGCUAAAAGAGGGCGAAAAAAGGGCUAUGAAUCAAGGAAAAUAUUACAAUGACCCUAGAGUUACUUUUCUUGUUCAAAAUGGUGAAACCCUCGAUCAGAUUGAAUCCGAUUCCAAGGAUGUGUAUACUAUCUCGUUCGGUAUCAGAAAUUUCACUGAUAUUCAAGCAGGCCUCAACACCGCUUAUCGCGUUCUCAAGCCUGGUGGAAUUUUCUUCUGUUUAGAGUUUUCAAAGGUCAACAAUCCAUUAGUAGACGUCAUUUAUCAACAAUGGUCGAAAGUACUUCCCGUCAUGGGAUCGAUAGUCGCCAACGAUUAUGAUUCUUAUCAAUACUUGGUGGAGUCUAUCCAAAGGUUUCCCGACCAAGAAGAGUUCAAGAGUAUGAUUGAAAAGGCAGGUUUCGAGUCUGCGGGUUACGAAAGUCUAACUUUUGGUGUCUGUUCAAUUCACUGGGGUAUUAAGGUCUAA